GAGAGACAGCGCCUGGCCGCGGAGGUGGGCGGCGGGCGGGCGGGGUGUCCCAGAGCCGAGCCCGGGACGGGCAUUACCCAAAAGGCGGAAAAAAAAAAACCGAAGGAGUAAUUAAAGUCGCCGCUGCCGCGCGCGGUCCCACCCUCCCCACCGGCCGGCUCCUCUGGCAGACGGGAGGGGACAGCAGAGACGGGCUGCCGCGGAGACACGCCGCCACCUCCGCCUCCACCUCCUCCGGCUCUUCGCACUCGCUCCCUCGCCCGCCGUAGCAACACCGACGGCGGUGGAUCCCCCUUUCCCGCGCAGCCCCGCGCACCAUGGCCCCCGCAGCCCCCCGCCUCGUCCUCGGCCUCCUGGUACUGAGUUUGUGCUGUGAAGCUUGCAAGAAAGUAAUUUUUCAUGUUCCUUCUGAACUAGAGGCUGACACAUUAGUUGGCAGAGUUGAUUUGAAAGAAUGCCUUCAGUCUGCAGAGUUUAUCAGUACCACUGAUGGGAACUUCAAGAUUCUAGAGGAUGGUUCUGUGUACACAACAUCUGCUCUUUCUUUGUCUGCUGAGAAAAAAACUUUUACCAUAUUACUUAAAGACAUUCAAGAACAAGUUGAAAAGAAAAUACAUGUUAGCUUAGUGGAAGAAGAAAAGAAGACCCAGACACAGAAGACCAGGCAUGCUAGAGAUACAGUUCUCAAGCGAACCAAAAGAAGGUGGGGCCCUAUUCCAUCCGUUAUGAUAGAGAACUCACUGGGACCUUUUCCUCUACAAAUUCAGCAGGUCCAGUCAGACACAGCUCAGAACUACACAAUUUAUUAUUCUGCAAGUGGACCAGGAAUUGAUCAAGAUCCGAAGGGUUUAUUUUACAUAGAAAGAGAAACUGGAAAUAUCUUUGCUACUCGUGCAGUAGACCGGGAACAAUAUCCAAGCUUUCAGAUCAUUUGCUUUGCAACCACUCCAGAUGGUUAUUCACCAGAAGUACCACUUGUGCAUACAAUCAGGAUAGAAGAUGAUAAUGAUAAUGCUCCAUAUUUUACACAAGAUCUGUUUGAGUUUUGUGUCCCUGAAAAUUCCAAGCCUGGUGUUGUUGUUGGACAAGUGACUGCAGAGGACAGAGAUGAGCCUUAUACUCUGCAUACUACAUUGAAAUACCGCAUUGUGUCACAAAAUCCACCAAUUACUCCAGCAUUUUCUUUACAUGGUGACACUGGUGUCAUUUCUGUAUUGCUGCCGCAGCUGGACAGAGAGCUUGUUCCCAGUUACACUUUGUUAGUUGAAGUGAGAGAUAUGGCAGGUCAACCUUUUGGUUUGUGCACUACAGGAACAGUGGUUGUAAAAAUCGAAGAUACAAAUGACAAUGCACCAUCCUUUAAACAGAUACAAUAUGAAACGCGAGUGGAGGAAAACAGAGUGAGUGUAGAAAUACUGAGGGUCUCUGUUGUUGAUCUUGAUGAACCUGGUUCGCCUGGCUCAGGAGCAGUGUAUGAAAUUAUAAGAGGAAAUGACGAUCAGGCCUUUGAAAUUACAACAGACAAAAACACAAACGAAGGAAUACUAUGUGUUGUCAAGGGACUGGACUAUGAAAGUGCCAAGCAAAGGGUCCUUGUCAUUGGAGUCAACAAUGAGGCACCCUAUCUGCUGGCACCACAUUCACAACAACUUUCCCAGAGCACCUGCUCUGUUACAGUGCACGUCCUGGAUGUGGAUGAGGGACCAGUGUUUAAACCGUGUCUGUUGCGCUUAGAUGUUAAAGAAUGUGAAGAUAUUGGGACGGCUAUUGGGAGAUAUGUAGCAGAAGAUCCAGAAACUGGAAAUAGUGAAGGCAUAAGGUACCGGAUACCACCUGGACAAUGUAAUUGGAUCAACAUAGAUGAGAGAUCGGGUGAAGUCAGAACUGUUAAAGUCUUGGACCGAGACAUAGGAGAAAUGAGACGAGGCCAAUGCAAUAUCACAGUCCUUGCAAUAGACAGAAAUGGUAAAACAGGCACUGGAACAAUUCAGGUUUGCAUCGUGCCUGGGAACAAGAAUUUCCCACGAAUCGCUCAAACAGACUAUAUAAUGUGCAGAGACAGAGAACCAAUCUGCCUUACUGCACAGGAUGAUGAUGAGGCUCCUUACAGCACACCCUUUGUGUAUCGCAUAACUGACCGUAACUUGGCUUCCAUGUGGAAGAUAAAUGCACAAAACGAUAAUUGUGCAUAUCUUUCACCAAAGGGUGAUAUUCCGUUUGGAAUUUAUGAUAUUCCUGUAAGUGUGAUGGAUAACGGAGGAAAGGUAGGAGAGUCCACUGUAAGAGUUAACUUCUGUGAUUGUGUUACCCCAACCGAAUGCGAUGGCAGGAGCCGUCAGCUUUCUGGUGGAAAUGUUACUCUUGGUCUCUGGGCCAUCCUUGCAAUGAUCUUAGGAUCGCUGUUAUUGCUGCUAAUCCUGAUCACAAUUUGUGGCUGCUGUGGCCGUGGAGUAAUGCACAGACAGGUGACUGAUGAUUGUGCCAAUCACAAUUUAAUCAUUUCAAACACAGAAGCUCCAGGCGAAGAAGUGAUGGAUCACAAUAUAAUUCCUCUACAAAAUACAUGUGAUCAAGGAGGGUAUGGAGUGAAAACAGGAGAUCAGCAAACAUUUGAAGUGGUAAAAGGAAGAGGGCAUACCUUGGAAUCAGUCAAGGGAGCUGGACACCAGACUUUGGGAUCAGUUAAAGAAGGAGGAGGACAGACUAUGAUGGACACAUGUAGAUACUCCUACUCAGAAUGGCAUAAUUUCACACAUCCUCGUUUAGGCGAAAAGGUGCACCUAUGCAGACAGGAUGAAGAACAGAAGCAUUCUGAAGAUUAUCUCCUUUCAUAUAACUAUGAAGGAAAAGGAUCCUUGGCUGGCUCUGUAGGCUGCUGCAGUGAUCAGCAUGAGGAGGAGGCACUUGACUUCUUAGAUCAGUUGGAACCCAAGUUUAGGACAUUAGCAGAAACAUGCAUAAAAAGAUAAAUGUGCCUUUCACAGUGCUGAAAAAAACCUGUAAAUAAGUGGCUGUCGUACUUUUGUGAUAUUAGGUAUUUUUGAAUUGACGGGGGAAGAGGUUUAUAAAAAUUUAUACAGACUGGUGAGAGUGUAAGUAACUCUUGCUUUAAAUUUACAUUUUCUUAUACUGGACACAUUCCAUCAAAAUAAGAGACUCAAAAUAUUUUGUCUUUAGGUUAAUAUAGUAAUGCUAGUUCCUACUUAGAUUACAUUUUGCAUUCUUUGUGAUUACUUAAAAUGCAAAACUUGGUGUUCUUUUAAUUAAUUGUUCAGCUUCAAAGUUUUACUAUAUUUGGCUUUGGAGAAGGAAAGCUUUUUAACUCACUGUUUCUUUGUUUUCUUUUAAUUUUAUAGAAAUGAAACAAGAACUUUGUUGGUGGAUAUCAAAUUCCUUGUUAAUUUUUAACUUAUAUGAACUGAGAUACAAAAUAUUUUUUCAUUUUGGACAUAAGAAUACUCAUGAAUAUAUUAGAAAACUUUACAUUUUGGUUGAAAAUUAAAUAUAUAUAUAUUGUAUAUAUGUAAAAUAAUAUUCAAAAAUAUAUUUUUCUCCUAAUGGGUUACCACCCAUCAAACUUGCUAUCCUAAGGGAUUUAUGGCAUCACCACAUAGGGUAUCAGCAUUGUAUGCAAGUAUGUAUUUUUCUUUUAGAGAAAUAAAAGAUUAAAAAAAAAAUCACAAAAUAGAGGUAACUAUCAUAUUUCAAAUGAACGCAAGACAAAUCUCAUGUUUACUUUACCUAAGUUUGUACCUCAGUUUCUUGUGAGUUUUGACAUAGUAUCAUUGCAGAAAAAUGAUGACCAUUGCUGAGAGUUUUGUCCAGUGUAGCUACGACUACCUUUCCAUUUGCCCUGUUAUGGACUUCAUUAACUGUUUCUUUUUGUAAGUAGAACUUGACAGAAGAUGCAGCUCAAAUGGAUUGAGCAUAUUGUCCAUUAAUAAUGUGUUUUAGAAUAUCCUUUUAUUGAGAUGCAAAAUUACACUGGGAUAAACUGUCUGUUUUGAGUGUAAUAUGUGGUAGUUGUAGAGGUGAGCAUUUACAAACAUCUUUGGCAGAAAUCAUCUGAAUCCCAUCUCUUAUUUUACUAGAUUAAGCAUACAUGUACACUAUAUAUACAUAUAUAUAUACACACACAGGCACACACACAAAAGUCUGAAGUACCUUUGGCAGAUGACAGUAGUGAGACCUGAAUGCUGUCAUAAGCAGCAGGUGGAAUUUCACCUCUGCUUCCCAGAUUUUAAAUGUUUCUUUUUUUUUUUUUUUAAUAUUUGCACUCCUGGUUAAGUAAUUUGUCCUCUGAACUCUGGGAAUUCUCUUGUGCCUUAAAAGAACAUCUCAGUGCCUAUGAGAAACUUGUGCAAUUACUUAUUUCUGUUGCUCUAAUUCUGCUUUUAGGAUUUGCUCUGUAAACAUAUGCCUUAGGGAUAUUUUUAAAUAUUUACUAUAGCUAAUGAUCUGUAAAAGGAAUAAUUACUAACAGCCAAGAGUCAGGAUGCUCUAAAUCUCAGUUGCUGCUGACUUACAGUGGUUGCAGUUCAUUCCACACAAAUUAUGGUCAGUGAAAACCCAUAAUAGUAUAAAAACUUACCAGUGUUAUAAAAUAGUACUUUCAAAACCUUAUGUUUCACACUGUAAAUGGGCUUCAGUGUAUUUCUGGUAAGAACUGGCUGGGGUUAAGAACUUCGUAGACCAAUGCUCAAUGUAUUUUAGUGCAUCAUUUGAAAGUGGUAAUGAAUUCAUUCUGAACUGGGUACACUGCCAGUGACAAGAGUGACAGUCAUCAGCAGCAAAAUACUAGAUGAAAACCAUAGUGUUAUGAACUUACUUUAUUAGUGCUAACACUACUCUUCUGAACACUGCUCUUCUUUAUCACUAACAUAAACAAUUUUUUCUGUACGUGGACAGUCAGAUCUGUGACUGAUGUAAGUCAAGAUUGCUCUGCUGAUGCCAGUGAAGCUAUGCUGACUUUAUGCCAGGUGAAGAUCUGUCCCCUGGUGAUUAUCUUGCUGCUUUAUGUCCUGCACCUUUAUGUUUAGUUAUUGGCUAUACACUUUUUAAGGUAAUAUUAAUGUCUCCCCCUUCCUCUCUUAAUGUUUGCUGGUGUUUUUGUUUGUUUGUUUUUUUUAAAUUAUAUAAAAAUCCUAUGGUUCGGAAGGACCUAGGAUAAAUAACAGACUGCACUCUUUUGAAAAUUACUUGGAGGGUGGUGUAGAGGAGCCUCUGGGAGUACGGUUUCUUUCCUCGUGAAAUAUAAUAGUAAUACUGUGCUGAAAGAACAGACCAAAUUUUUAUGAGCUGAAAUUGAAUUGGCAUUGGCUGUUUUAAGUGGAUGGUUGCUAACUUACCACCCUAGAAUUAAAAUAAUAAAUUAUUUAAAUCAGAGUAAUGUUUUUCUAAUCUAAUUUGCCUUAAAAAUGUUUUUAUUCUUUUUUACAUUUCAACAAACAUAGAUAAUUAGUUACUUUAAUUUUUGUCCAUUUUUAAACAAAGUAGAAAUCUGAAAUCACUUCUACUUGUUUGGCUCUUUGAAAAAUUAAAGUUCUGAAUUGAACCAGCUAUUUCUGUAAAACGAAGAGUAGAAAUGAGAUGCUUUAAAAAAUGAAUUGUAAAAUGUUAUUUUCAUUGUAUCUUCUAAAUAUGUGAAUGGGAACUUUGUAUAAAGCAUUAAAGUUUACAGAUACCAAGUACCAGAUAACAUUUGUGCAAAGCUUACAAAUGGAAUAUGUUAAAAUGUAUAAUUCACUUGUUGUUACUGUCUUGAACCGCCUUAAAAAUUGUGAUUUCUUCUCUUCAACUAGGUAAUUUGCAAACUACCUAGCAGUGUCAAAAUUAUCUUAACAUCAUAUUUUUAGGUAUAUUUUGUACAACAGUGAGUAAUAAAUUUUUUUCAAAAUAAAAGGAUCUUCUACAAAAACUGUU
Pseudopipra pipra is the source of this 5922-nucleotide messenger RNA. Its product is annotated as desmocollin-2-like. NCBI's taxonomy places the organism in Eukaryota, Metazoa, Chordata, Aves, Passeriformes, Pipridae. Bases 318 to 2969 code for a protein of 883 amino acids. The record is from RefSeq and is a predicted model, not a curated record. Gene Ontology annotation, cellular component: catenin complex; adherens junction; plasma membrane. Gene Ontology annotation, biological process: sprouting angiogenesis; cell-cell junction assembly; cell-cell adhesion mediated by cadherin. Gene Ontology annotation, molecular function: cadherin binding; calcium ion binding. The transcript has 16 exons.